Messenger RNA from Drosophila ficusphila, 1613 nucleotides. RefSeq names its product ERI1 exoribonuclease 2-like. Gene Ontology annotation, molecular function: U12 snRNA binding; pre-mRNA intronic binding; 3'-5'-RNA exonuclease activity. Gene Ontology annotation, cellular component: U12-type spliceosomal complex. NCBI's taxonomy places the organism in Eukaryota, Metazoa, Arthropoda, Insecta, Diptera, Drosophilidae. Bases 597 to 1442 code for a protein of 281 amino acids. The transcript has 3 exons. Gene Ontology annotation, biological process: exonucleolytic trimming to generate mature 3'-end of 5.8S rRNA from tricistronic rRNA transcript (SSU-rRNA, 5.8S rRNA, LSU-rRNA); mRNA splicing, via spliceosome. The record is from RefSeq and is a predicted model, not a curated record.
GUUUCCAUCGAUGUUUCUCCUCUAGACUUAAGGCCGGUGCAUUUGCGAACGGGAACGAGUUAAAACUGAACUGUAGCGCGGUACGAUGUAAAUAAUACUAUAUACAAAAAGCUGCCAGGCCGCCAAUGCAAACAAUAAUAGUGCAACUUUAUUGACCGGUUGUGCGACGUUAUUGCAACCGCAACAAUUUAACCCCAAAUGCAAUUGGUCAUAGGUUGUCCAAAGUUCUACAAGGGAAUCAAAAGAAGAUACCGACAGUGUGCGUGGGAAAAUGUAAACAAAAGUUAAAUAAAUAGCAAAAAAAGCAAAAUAUCGAAAAAGCGCAGUGUUGUUGUGUUGUGCCGGCUGAAAUAACUGUUUGUGUCGGUGUGUGCAUCUUGCGCUUGUGUGUGUGGGAAGCAGACAACAAAAGAAAUUGCGCUGGCCCUUCUUCCUCGUCGUCCACCCUCUUCGCCUAGUUACCGUUACUUGCUGCACUGCCAAAAAAGCAACAAAACAAAAACAAACUAAAAAUAAACGAAUUUCGAAUAGCAUAAAUUUACAAGGGCUCUGCCAAAAGGAAAGUCAAUUAUAUAGCCACAGCAUCGAACAAAAAGAUGGCCUUGAUAAGACUGGCAAGACAACUGGGUCUGAUCGAUACUAUUUAUGUGGAGGGAGCCCGACCAGAUCCAGCCAACGAUCCCGAGGAGUCGCUCAACGAGGACGAAAUUACAGCAGCCAACACAGUGCCAGUUAAAACCAAGAAGUCAAGAAAGUCCAAACAACUGGCCAUGCAGCCCUAUUCGUAUGUGAUCGCUGUGGACUUUGAGGCAACCUGCUGGGAGAAACAGGCGCCACCGCAAUGGCGAGAAGCGGAGAUCAUUGAAUUUCCAGCCGUGCUGGUCAACCUGAAGACUGGCAAGAUCGAGGCCGAGUUUCACAAGUAUAUCCUGCCCGUUGAGUCGCCGCGCUUGAGUAGCUACUGUACGGAACUGACUGGCAUCCAGCAGAAGACUGUGGACAGCGGAAUGCCGCUGCAGACGGCGAUGAUGAUGUUCCACGAGUGGCUGCGCAAGGAGCUGCGCGCCCGCAACCUCACCUUGCCGAAGAUGAACAAGUCGAAUAUACUGGGCAACUGCGCCUUUGUCACCUGGACGGACUGGGACUUUGGCAUCUGCUUGGCGAAAGAGUGCACACGCAAACGGAUGCGCAAGGCGGCCUACUUCAAUCAGUGGAUCGACGUGCGGGCCAUUUAUUGGUCGUGGUACAAGUACCGUCCGUGCAACUUCAGCGAUGCCCUGUCGCACGUUGGAUUGAGCUUCGAGGGCAGGGCUCACUCCGGGAUCGACGAUGCCAAGAACCUGGGCGCCCUCAUGUGCAAGAUGGUGCGCGACGGAGCGCUCUUCUCGAUCACCAAAGAUCUGACGCCAUAUCAGCAGCUCAAUCCCAACUGCGGAUUGUGAGUUCCAGCGGCCAGCAAUCCCUCCAAAAAAAAGAGCUAAAAAGGAACGCAGAAUAUCCAUUUAGUUAUUGGAUUUGAUUUAAAUAUUAAUACAAAAUGCAAGGAAAAAGAUGAUUGGUACGAAGAUGAUAUGUAAACUGAUAGCUAAAGAGAUAUUGCAUGAAAUUUUAAA